UCAUCGCGAGAUUAUCAAACGUUAAGUAAAAUGAUACGUAGGGGUGCAUGCCAAAUAGCCAGCUCGAUUCAUUCAAGUCCUCUUGCAGAGGUGCACGAUGUUCCAAUGGACAUAAUUAUCAGACCUUUCCCUGUCGAUGUGAACGAGGAAAAGGUCCAAAGUUUAAUGAAUGCGUUGAAAAACGUCGAAACUGAGGACACAGUACCGCCCAUCGACAUUUUGUGGAUCAAAGGAAGCGAAGGUGGUGACUAUUAUUACUCUUUUGGUGGUUGUCAUCGUUAUACUGCACAUCAACGAUUAGGUAAAGCGUCUAUUAAAGCUAAAAUAAUUCAGUCAACUUUAACAGAUUUACGAUGUUAUCUGGGAAAUUCUACUCCAGACUUGAAGUGAAUUGCAUGUAUAUACGUAUAUACAUAUAUUUUUUAC
This is a messenger RNA of Trachymyrmex cornetzi, 426 nucleotides long. Its product is annotated as sulfiredoxin-1. The coding region runs from base 31 to 390 and encodes 119 amino acids. The record is from RefSeq and is a predicted model, not a curated record. The transcript has 2 exons. Gene Ontology annotation, molecular function: sulfiredoxin activity. NCBI's taxonomy places the organism in Eukaryota, Metazoa, Arthropoda, Insecta, Hymenoptera, Formicidae. Gene Ontology annotation, biological process: cellular response to oxidative stress. Gene Ontology annotation, cellular component: cytoplasm.